AUGGAGGGUUACCGCAGAUGCAACAACUAUGGCAAGGAAGGCCACUUUGGGAAGGACUGUCUCAACCUUGCUAGAACAACAACACACCCUCUAGUUCAGACCCCUCACCAGCACCAACGGAGAGACAGAGGCAACAGGCCUCAGGCGACAAGCAGGGUGUAUGCCAUGACCAAGGCAGAGGCUGCAGGCUUAGAUAAUCUUGUUAUGGGUCGAUGCAUGAUAGCUGGUGAACCUUUGUGUGUACUGUUUGAUUCUGGAGCGACAUACUCUUUUGUGUCAAUUGCUUGUGUGGAGCAUUUGGGUAUGUCGGUGUGCGAGCUGCAGUUUGAACUUGUAGUAUCUACCCCGGCGUCGGGUCUAGUCAGAACGUCGUCCUUGUGUGUUAGGCUUUCGGUAGAGGUAGAGGGACGCAGAUACAAGUUAAAUCUAAUCUGCCUGCCUCUACAAGAGUUGGAGGUGAUCUUAGGGAUGGAUUGGCUCUUUGCCAAUCACGUUCUGAUAGAUUGUCGGGAGAAGAGGUUAUUUUUUCCCGACUCAGAGGAGCUUGAGUUGGUUUCUCCUUAA
Molecule: messenger RNA, 564 nt
Organism: Vigna unguiculata (cowpea)
Lineage: Eukaryota; Viridiplantae; Streptophyta; Magnoliopsida; Fabales; Fabaceae
Source: RefSeq, a predicted model, not a curated record